This is a messenger RNA of Menidia menidia (Atlantic silverside), 3525 nucleotides long. Lineage: Eukaryota; Metazoa; Chordata; Actinopteri; Atheriniformes; Atherinopsidae. The record is from the annotation of a GenBank genome assembly.
GGCCACCGAACUCUGGUCGAAAAGGUGAGUUGAGAUCUGUUGUAUGUUGUGUGUGCAUGUGUGGGAGUUCCUCUGUUUGUAUGAAAGGGGUAAAGAGAGAGCAAGGGACGUGACAAUUUCUUCUGACACGAUUUGGCUCCAUUUGACAUGUGCAUAGUCCAUAUUUGCACAAUUCAAAAGUACCACUCCAGGGGCUGUUUUUGUUCCCUUUUUUUCCUUUUUUGCAUGUUUGCUCACGAACUGAGCUUCUUCUAAAUGAACAAAUUCAGGUUGUGCGGUGACAGAUUUAAAGAUGGGGAUCACUGACAGAUCUGAAUUUAAAAAGGACAAAAUACUGGUACAUGUUUUGAUAAUCUUAUUUCUAAAUGUGCCCUUCAUCCUCCGUACAUCUCAAAUCUUCGAAUAAGGUACAGUGGUAACAUUUUUUUUUUACUGAAGCACUACUUCUGAAAUUUCACAGGGAAUAUGCUUCACAGUUUUCAAUUAGUAGAAAACAUUGACCCUGAUCCAAGAAUAUAUUAGUACAUAUAUCCAUAUAUUAGUCUUAAGGUUAUUCUGUAGUAAUUAUUUUGAUUGCUUGUGACAUUCUUGUUUAUACUAUUGGUUAAAGCCAGUGCAGAAAAGGACUACUUAAGGCACGAGUCAGCAAGUUGCUGCUUGAUUUAGUGUGUUUUCAAUAGUCAUAAUUUACCGCACACUGUGCAGGCUUGGAUUAAUAGCAAGGCCAGUAAGUUAUUAGUGUUACUGACUCAAGAGAUUAAGAUAAAAAGGGAAAAUUUGGACAACGGUCAUUUUGAUAUUACAAGAAAAUCUUUUUAUGUACAGUUUAAUCAAAACAGGUCAUUUUAACCCUCAAAAUGUUUUCAAUAAUCUGACAUGUGAUCUGAUUCAAGGAUUCGACUAUACUGUCUGUUGAAUGACCUCCAAUCAGUUUUUCUGUUGUUUGCUUUUGACCGAAUUAUUUCUCAAGGAAUGUUCCAGAUGCUCCAAAGCUGCACACUGGUGAGUAUCCUAGGCAGCUGAACCCACAGCAUUAGAUAACAUCCAUCACUUCUUAGACAUUGACUCUUUCAGCUUGUCUGAAUAUUGAAUUACCCGUAAAUUAAUGAAUAAAAACAACAACAAAAGACUGAAAAUAUUAAUGAAGUCGACUUUGUCACAAGAUAGGCUUUACUAUUCACUACAGAUUUUGUUUUUGUCUCUGACACAGGUAAAAGAGAGCAGACACCUUGCUGUCAUGGUAUUACAGCCGUGGAUAGAUGUUAAAACAAAGUGGGAAGCUGUAUAUUGUUAAAGUCCUGCUUUAGUCCUUACAAGUCAUCUGUUAUACAGAAAGUUUUGCCAUGGCGAAAACUCAAAUGGACUAAGUAUUGCAUGAGGCAUGACUCUCCUAGUUCUUCCUCAUUCCAGUGAGCGGAGAUGUAUUAAUAUGCCGAUGAGUUCCACCUAAAUCCCAUCUGAACAGCUCCUCAGACUCUCCUCUCACACCUCAAAACUCACUGCUGUGUCUGAGAUAUAAUGAGCGAACAUCAACAAAUAAUGAUCGGGGCCGCAAAGUCCCACUCUGCAAAGGGGAAAAAAAAGAAAGAAAAUCAGAUGCUUUUCACAAAAGAUGCAUGAACUGCAUGGAAGACGGAAAGUCUUGUGUCUCUAGGCUUGUUUUUGACCUUAUUUGGGUUGCGGUGUCGUUUGUGGCUUUUUCUCCCGGUGUGCGUGAAUUGCAAACCAGAGAAUGACAGAAAUAUAGAAGUUCUAGAAAAGUUCAAAGUAACAUCCCACAUUCCAUGUGCCAGGCAUAGGUGGCUAAGUUAUUAUGGACAUAUAAACUCAGUGGCAAACCCGGCCGUUUAUUUUUUAAAUGGCCGAGCAGCAGAGACACUGUUCGCUGAGUAUGAAACCUAGGUCAGAUGGUUGCUCUUCUCAUGGCUUCCUGUGAGAAGCUUGGAAAAAAAGGGACCUUAAAGAUGUUACUGCUUUACCUCUGCUGCCCUCUUUGAUGAAUGAUUGGAAAUGCACCGGUCUUUCGGAUAAAAUCAAGCUGUUUAUGAGUUUGUGAAGUGACUCGGGAAGACUGCGGGCUUGUUUCUGCUCUUUUGGUCAUUUAUCAACAGGACACCGCGAGAUCGUCAAAUAACCCAAAUCUGCUUUGGGUUUUAGGCUAGCGUCUAUGAAAGAGACAUUUAAACGUCCAGAGUCGGAUUUAAAAUCCACCAAAGUCAGCUGCCUUAAGGAAAGUUCUGGAAAAGGUCAGGUGGUAGACUUUCAGCUGUAUAAGAUCCAAUGUCCAGUUCGUCAGCUUAUGGCGAGGCCAUCAUUUAGCUUACUCUGCAGACAUUUACUAUAGCAGAGCCUGGAUGUAAUGGAGUCUGGGCUCUUGUUCAGGUAUAACUGGGUUUAUUCCGAAAACCAGUUCAGGAAUCACGGCAGUUGUAAGUCACACCUGCAAGGCGACCGGUCGGGUUCGGUGCGAUUGCGAGGUGGACGCCAUCACGGGCAGCCUGGUCAUGUAGGUGUGGGAGUGCCUUGCUGUUGCACAUGUGGGUGGACGUCCUGUGUUUUUUUUCUGUUAUUCCAUCUGUCUACCUGUCUAUUUUUCUGUCUGUUUCACUUGGCCGGGCCAUGUGCAAAUCCCAACCAUUCAACAGUUCUGGAGAGUAGAUUGUAUUAACCUCAAUAAUGGUAGUCUCUUUCCGUUUCUUUCUCACCCUCAACCCAGACGACGGCUCCAAGCCCACGCCCACCAUGGAGACCCACAUCCCCCCCGAGGGUGACGAGAUAACUGCUCCAACGUUAUGGAUUAAACACCUGGUUUACAAGGAGAACAAGCAGAACAGCUCCACGGCCAGAAAGCAAGAGAAAGUGCCCUCUUGCGACCAGGAGAAACAGAACGCCCUGGACGAGGCCCGGCAGAGUCCUCGCGAGGACAUCUUCAUCCCGGACUGUGGGCCAGGAGGCCUUUAUAAAGCAGUCCAGUGCCACCAGUCCACAGGCUACUGCUGGUGUGUUCUGGUGGACACGGGGCGGCCCAUUCCUGGAACCUCCACACGGUACAAGACGCCAGAGUGUGACGGGAGUGCACGAUCACGCAUCACAGACACGGAAGACCCCUUUCAUGACAGAGACCUGACAGGCUGCCCAGAGGGGAAGAAAGUGGAAUUCAUUACAAGCUUAUUAGAUGCCCUCACCACAGAUAUGGUGCAAGCCAUAAACUCACCAGCCCCCUCUGGUGGUGGGAGGUUUGUUGAGCCUGACCCCAGUCACACUUUGGAGGAGAGAGUGGUGCACUGGUACUUUGCCCAGCUGGAUAACAACGGUAGCCACGAUAUCAACAAGAAGGAAUUAAAGCCUUUCAAGAGGUACCUGAAGAAGAAAGCCAAACCUAAGAAAUGCGCCCGCAAGUUCACCGACUACUGUGACCUGAAUAAGGACAAAGCUAUUUCCCUGCAGGAGCUGAAGGGCUGUCUGGGCGUCAGCAAGGAGGGUAAGAGAGGAAGCUUCCGAAGAACUGAGGAAGAGAGCGGUUGA